AUGUCAGUGCCAAAAGCGGUAACCCCGAGCUACACUCGGGCUUACCAUGCGGCGCUGCAUAGGGAUUCCCUGCAGAGCUUACCUUGUCCUGCGCUCCCGCGAUGUGUCCCCUGCAGCGUCCCCGGCCAUCUCCUCCGGCCAAUGCCAGCAUCCGACUUCUGUGUUCCGGUCCCUGUGACGUCGGGACAUACGGGUGCCAGCGGCGGGAAAUUUGAAAAUUUUAAAAAACGUCAUUUUUUUCAAAACACAUUUUUCAUAUGCUUUGUCCUGUGCCCUGCCUGCAUUUUGUCUGUUCUUUCU
This is a messenger RNA of Staurois parvus, 300 nucleotides long. The record is from the annotation of a GenBank genome assembly. Lineage: Eukaryota; Metazoa; Chordata; Amphibia; Anura; Ranidae.